AUGGAAGUUUACAGUGGAAGGAAGACUGACCGGAAUCUCCACCACUCAGCCACGUGGCUCCGAAAAGCCUUCCGGAAAGGCCGCGCAGCCAGGCCUCACGAAAACUGGAUUGAAGUUCAGGAACUGGAAGGUCAUUCAGGAUACAACUCUGGGGCUGGGUUAUCUUGCUGCCCCCUCAGCAGCAGGCAUCUGCCGGUCCCUACCAACAGGCUUAGCCGCCAGGAGCAGAGUGUGAAUACAGUCUCCACCCCCAUGACCACACAUUAUGAAGUGGAAUAUCCCACAUUUGGAGAAAAUUGCAAGGAUCAUCCUACUCCAAGUGCAAUGGACAUGCCUCACCCUGGGAAAACCACCUACCCUAGUCAGCUAAAGGCAAAUGUGCCUAUGUUGAAGACUGUAAAGUCAGAGUUGGUAGGCUCCCAGAGAACCAGGCAGAAGGGUGAUGGCUCAGGCUCAGACCCUGGGAUCUGUCUCAUGUCUCGAGGGUCAGUAGCAAUUCCAGUGCCAGAUUUUGCCAUAACAACCACAGGGAAAUAUCAAGAGAGCCAUCAAGAGAAAAAUUGGGAAAGGAGGCGCGGAGGGCUGCGCAGGCGCGGAGGGCUGCGCAGGCGCGGAGGGCUGCGCAGGCGCGGAGGGCGGAGCCUUACACUGGGAGCAUUGUGGGGCAAGAUGGCGGUUCAGGCGGUUCACCUCGAUUCCGACGUUUUCCUCGUGUGCGUCAACCACGCUCUGAGCACCGAUAAAGAGGAGGUAAUGGGCCUGUGUAUUGGGGUACUGAAGGAGGAAGAGGGGAGUAACUCCGGUUGUGGGAGUUCCGGCGAGGCUCUGGGCUCCGUGGCUGCGCAGGCCCAGGCGGCCCGGAUCGUCCACAUUCGCUCCGUCAUCAUCUUGCCGCGGUCGGACAAGAGGAAGGACCGGGUGGAGAUCUCCCCGGAGCAGCUGUCGGCGGCCUCGGCGGAGACGGAGAGGCUGGCGGCGCUCACCGGGAGCCCCCUGCGGGUGGUGGGCUGGUACCACUCCCACCCGCACAUCACCGUCUGGCCGUCCCACGUGGACAUCCGCACCCAGGCCGCCUACCAGAUGAUGGACCCAGGCUUCGUCGGGAUUAUCUUCUCCUGCUUCGUGGAGGAUAAAAACACGAACACCGGCCAGAUAGCUUACACCUGCUUCCAAUCCGCCCGCGCCCCGAGGAGCGCCGAGUAUGAGAGGGUCGAUGUCCCCCUCCACGUGGUACCUCGUGCCAGCAUCGGGAAAGCGUGCCUCCAGUCGCUAGUAGAGCUGCCCCAGAUCCUGUGGCAGGAAGAACUGGCCUCGUAUAGGAGGAUGUGCGGCCGUCCCGAUCAGGACCCGGUAGCCAGGAUCCGCAAUGCCUCGGCGUACGUGGAUCAUGUGUGCAGUCAGGUGUCCGCGAUCAGCGAUCCCCUCCUCCAGUGGCUGGAGAACAGAGUCGAGCAAAACCAAGAGUUUCUGCAGGAGUUGACCCAAGAGAAGAAAGAGCUUAUGGAAAAACUUUCUUCUCUAAAGUGA
Dipodomys ordii (Ord's kangaroo rat) is the source of this 1527-nucleotide messenger RNA. RefSeq names its product lys-63-specific deubiquitinase BRCC36-like. The transcript has 5 exons. Gene Ontology annotation, biological process: double-strand break repair. Lineage: Eukaryota; Metazoa; Chordata; Mammalia; Rodentia; Heteromyidae. Gene Ontology annotation, molecular function: polyubiquitin modification-dependent protein binding; metallopeptidase activity; cysteine-type deubiquitinase activity. The record is from RefSeq and is a predicted model, not a curated record. Gene Ontology annotation, cellular component: BRISC complex; BRCA1-A complex. Bases 1 to 1527 code for a protein of 508 amino acids.